This is a messenger RNA of Corticium candelabrum, 1308 nucleotides long. RefSeq lists its product as uncharacterized. The record is from RefSeq and is a predicted model, not a curated record. NCBI's taxonomy places the organism in Eukaryota, Metazoa, Porifera, Homoscleromorpha, Homosclerophorida, Plakinidae. Bases 104 to 1174 code for a protein of 356 amino acids. The transcript has a single exon.
GUUGCUGCUUUCACAGCACUGUUGCACUCAUCGACUUGUACUCUGUGCUAAAGAUGCUAGAAAAGAACUGCCAAAGUUUGUUGAAAAAACAAUUGAAUCAAUCAUGAACUACUUUCAAGGAAGUGCCGUACGAAGAGACAAGUUUGGAGAGCAUCGAGUCAAAUCAUUGGAAGAUUUGACUGAUCCCGAGGGAGCGUACAUGACGCUAGUUACGUACCAUAAGGUUCGCUGGUUGUCAUUAAGCGACUGCGUGCAACGACUUUGGGAUUUGCUUCAGCCACUUGUAACUUUCUUCGAAGAAGAAACAGGCGACCAGCGAAAUCAACCCAAAGUCAGAAAGUUAGCUGCGGAUCUUCACGAGCAAAUUUCAAAGCCGGAGUUCCAUCUAUAUUUGAGCUUUCUGGAGAAACCUCUUCGCGAUUUGGCUGCUGUGAAUCGCCAUCUUCAAACACGAAAUCAAACACUUUACACAACGUGCUGUGGAAUUCUCGCUCUACAACGUACAUUGAGCUACUACGUGAAGUCCAACGAUGCUGACGGCCAAGAGAAAGAGAGGUCUGUGAGAGAAGCAGUGUCACUUGCUGGAGGAGAAGGUUUCCGCAAACUGCUGAAGGAAACAGAAGACAACGCAUUGCUAAAUACGCGUGAAAUUCAGGCAGCUUUAAAGUCUAUGCACAAUUUUCUUCUGCAGACAGUGGAAAGCAUCUCAAGGCGCUUUUCAGAACUGGAUUUCUUUGUACAAAAAUGUCAGAUGCUGGAUCCGGUAAAUAGACGACGAGUUCAGGCGAAAGAUCUUCAGGCAAUUGCAGUAAAAUUCAAGCAUUCUGCGAUCGACGAAGAGCUAGUGUCACGUCAGGCAGUGACCUAUUCAUUUGACGAAAGUUUGGACUUACUCUAUACAGAACAGUGUGGGAUGUCAGCAGUGAAGUUUUUCAUCAGUCUUCUUCACAACGAGAACUACUGUGAAAUAGGCAAGUUGGCCCUUCUCCUGUAUUCCUUAGCGCCGGAUAGCGUUGAAGCUGAACGUGGAUUUAGCUUGAUGAAUAUAACAAAGAAUUGUUCUCGCAAUAGGCUUGGUCAACGUACGAUAAACGCGAUUAUGGCGAUAGCUUCAGACAGUAGAGGAAUGGACACAUUUCCUUUUGAUAAGGUGCUGAAUAAUAAUGUCCUUUAGUGAUGCUUAUUGUUGAAAUAGAAAACUGAUUACAUUGCCAUUGAUAUUAAUUUGAAUUGUCUUUAAUAUUGAUAUUAACAGUGGCACCGAAAACGCUAUUGGGGCCACAUUUUUGGCACCGGGCAAAAAUUGGA